CUUCAUCCCUGCGCGUGUCGGGGAGAAAGGGAAGAAACGACCACGUUUGCUUUGGGACUCGAGAAGAGAAGAGAAGAGAAGCCGAAGCCCCAACUCUCUUGGAUUCGAAGGUAAUCGGAAACAAUGGCGAGAGCGUUGUCGAGCAUGGUGCUGAAGGGCAUCGCGGGUAUCCCAGCCGCCCGUUCCAGUAGAAUUGUCUGCGGAUCCUUUUACGACAAUGGGAUGAGAUAUUCAACUACUGUGCCCAGUGAUCCUGACACACACCAAGAUUUUAGACCCACUAAUAAGCUCGAGAGUGGUGGCGUUUCUUUGAAGGAUGUUGUUGAGCAGGAUGUUAAGGAAAAUCCGGUAAUGAUUUACAUGAAAGGGGUUCCUGAAUUUCCUCAGUGUGGAUUCAGCUCACUGGCAGUUAGAGUCUUAAAACAAUAUGAUGUUCCUUUGAGUGCUAGAAAUAUUUUGGAGGAUCCUGAGCUGAAAAAUGCUGUAAAAGCCUUCAGCACCUGGCCCACUUUUCCGCAGAUAUUCAUCAAGGGAGAGUUCAUUGGUGGGUCAGAUAUUAUUCUCAAUUUGCACCAGACUGGUGAACUGAAGGAAAAGCUGAAAGAUGUUGCAGCUAGCCAGGAGAGGUCUGAAUAACUUCAUUGAAUCUGAGUAGAGUUAGAGGUCACUAGAACCUUUUUCAUGUUAUAAUCUUGUAUUAUUGCUAAUAAGUUACAAGAUAUGAGGCUUUAUGCCUAGUUUUUCCGCAGGGUAUUAUAUGAUAAAAGCUUGAAUCGUUUUCCCACA
This is a messenger RNA of Corylus avellana, 786 nucleotides long. The record is from RefSeq and is a predicted model, not a curated record. NCBI's taxonomy places the organism in Eukaryota, Viridiplantae, Streptophyta, Magnoliopsida, Fagales, Betulaceae.